Molecule: messenger RNA, 814 nt
Organism: Ostreococcus lucimarinus CCE9901
Lineage: Eukaryota; Viridiplantae; Chlorophyta; Mamiellophyceae; Mamiellales; Bathycoccaceae
Gene: RPS3
Product: Ribosomal protein S3, component of cytosolic 80S ribosome and 40S small subunit
Exons: 3
Coding region: 1-696 (231 amino acids)
Biological process (GO): translation
Cellular component (GO): nucleus; cytosolic small ribosomal subunit
Molecular function (GO): RNA binding; structural constituent of ribosome
Source: RefSeq, a predicted model, not a curated record
AUGGUGGCCACCGCUAUAAGCAAGAAGCGCAAGUUCGUCGCCGACGGCGUCUUCUUCGCCGAGCUCAACGAAAUGCUCGUCCGCGAGCUCGCCGAGGAUGGGUACUCGGGCGUGGAAGUCCGACAGACCCCAAUGCGCACGGAAAUCAUCAUCCGCGCCACGCGCACGGCGAACGUGCUCGGCGAAAAGGGUCGACGCAUUCGUGAGUUGACCACGCUCGUGCAGCGCAGGUUCCAGAUGGCGGAAGGUUCGGUGGAGCUGUACGCGGAACGGGUGAACAACCGCGGGUUGUGCGCCAUCGCGCAGUGCGAGUCUUUGCGAUACAAGCUUCUCGGCGGUCUCGCCGUUCGACGUGCGUGCUACGGCGUGCUUCGAUACAUCAUGGAGGCUGGCGCCAAGGGUGCGGAGGUCGUCGUCUCUGGUAAGCUUCGCGGCCAACGCGCCAAGGCGAUGAAGUUCAAGGACGGUUACAUGAUUUCUUCCGGUAACCCGGUGCGCGAAUACAUCGUUUCGUGCACUCGCCACGCCUUGCUUCGCCAGGGUACCAUCGGUAUGCGCGUGAAGAUUAUGCUCGACCACGAUCCGAAGGGCCGCAACGGUCCGUCGACGCCGAUUCCGGACACCGUCGUCAUCCACACCCCGAAGGAUGACGAAGACAUGGCCAAGCCGUACGUUGGUAAGGAAAUGGAGAUGUAAACGGGAAGGUAUUCAAUCAAUACGACUCGGUUACGUGUUCAAUCAGUUAGGUGUGUCGAGAAACUCGUGGCGAUAGGAGCGGAAGAGCGCGUCGCGCUCUUUGCAUUAGUGAGAUGAG